Truncatella angustata is the source of this 3363-nucleotide messenger RNA. RefSeq lists its product as uncharacterized. Bases 1 to 3363 code for a protein of 1120 amino acids. Gene Ontology annotation, cellular component: membrane. The transcript has a single exon. Gene Ontology annotation, molecular function: calcium ion binding. NCBI's taxonomy places the organism in Eukaryota, Fungi, Ascomycota, Sordariomycetes, Amphisphaeriales, Sporocadaceae. The record is from RefSeq and is a predicted model, not a curated record.
AUGUUGAAGAGGUGGGCACCUAGCCCUAUUAUGAUAUUGUUAUGCGCGAAACCUGCGAUCACCGCGCCUGUCAGCUACUUCCCGAUCAAUUCACAAUUACCCCCUGUUGCCCGUAUAUCAGAGCCGUUCUCGUUCGUCUUCUCGCCUCUAACAUUUUCUUCGCCACAUACAAUAUCCUACUUUUUGGUCGAUUCUCCUGAAUGGUUAUCACUUGACAGCAACAACAGGCGGCUCUAUGGAACACCUUCCGGCCAGGAUAUCGCGUCUGGAGUUGUUGUUGGUAUACCGAUAGCAAUUACGGCAGAAGAUAAGGAUGGUUCUAUUACGGUGAACUCCACCUUGGUUGUGUCGCGAAACCCUGCGCCCGGAAUCAAGAUACCUCUUUCAGAUCAGAUAUGGACAUUUGGAUCAUAUUCAGCACCAUCGUCUAUCAUACUGGAACCUUCAAAGGACUUCUACUUUUCAUUUGAUGAGAAUACGUUCAGUGAAGAUGGACUGAAUUACUACGCGGUAUCCGAAAAUAAUGCCCCCCUUCCCUCCUGGAUAAGCUUCGAGGCGGACGGGAUAUUAUUCUCCGGCAGAACACCAACUUUUGAAUCAUUGCUCCAACCGCCUCACAGUUUUGAUAUUCAGCUUGUGGCUUCGGAUGUUACGGGCUUUUCAUCCAUUUCUGUGCCAUUCUCUAUAAUUGUCGGUAACCACGAGCUGACAGCUGAUCCUGUCCAAGUCGUGCUCAAUGCGAUUCAAGGAACACUCUUUGAGUACAGCGGCCUAUCAAGUAUCCUCAAGAUUGAUGAUGCCCCGCUUAAGCGUACCGAUGUGAAUUCGAUCACAACAGAUAAGUUACCGGACUGGUUACAGUUUGAUACAGCAACGUGGGAGUUCAGCGGAACGCCAGGCCUAACAGCGAAGUCCAUCAAUAUUACUGUAUCUAUCACAGAUGUUCAUUUUGACAACUUGAACGUCACAUUGUAUAUUGGGCUCGAGACCGACAUCUUUCGCUCAGAACUUCCUACUCUCAAUGUAUCGUCCGGCGCCAAUAUAUUAUUCGAUGUAAAGCCGUACCUUCAGGACCCAUCGGAUGUUCAGUUGCAGAUCGAGAAUCAGUCACAGGCACCGUGGAUACAAAUUGACUCCUCAACACUGGAGUUGUUAGGCAUUGUUCCGAUAUCAAUAAAUGAUUUCAGGAUUGGCAUUCAUAUAACAGCGAAAUCAAAAAAUAGCCAAAAGACAGACUCAGGCACCUUGAUAAUUCAAGUUGCUGCAGCCAACUUGAUUCCGUCUCUUUCGCGGUCUAGUUCAACACUCCCGUCAACUUCGGCAUUAACUCCAAUAGGUACUAACCCGCCUGCCGCCAAUUCUAACAUAUCAAACUCUUCGAAGAGAACAGUCCUUCUUGCUGUACUCAUACCGCUGAUAUUACUUUGCGUUGUAGUCAUCCUUCUUGGGCUUUGCUGUUUAAGGAAACGGCAGCAACAGCGCGAAGAAGAACAUAUUCCAGAAGUGUCCGCACCAAUACCAGGAAGUUUCAUCAAACAUGACACAAGUAGUCUCGAGGGAGGUGUUCAUGACAUGCUUGAUAUUGGGUACGCUAGUACGAGAACAAGGACAAAUAGUGGUAGUUUUGUCCCAGGGGCACCAUCCAGACUCCGGAAUUCAUUUUCAACCGCCAGUCUCCGAAAUAACAACGUGCCAUAUGCCAUGAAUUCUGACGCCUCCGGUUUCAGAAGGUCACUGAGCGACUCUGAAGUGCGAGAGACUCGAGAGUCAUGGCUCGCGAGUCGAAGCUUACCGCGACAAAUCCAUGCAGGUCAACGUACUCCGCAGAGAACUCCUCCCAGUCGAGGCUCUUCGGAAAUGGAAAGGGUGGAUGGAACGAGCCUCUUAUCAAACGUAACCACCAGCACUGAUGAGCACCACAUCCACGGUGCCAUCCCUGCAUUGGUGAUAAGCGCAGCCGGACCGCAAUCCUUCAGGCACUCUCUAAUUACCCCAUCGGUACCUGGGCUGAGUUUGCCAGUGCCCCACGAGCCAUUUAGCAUACAGACAACGCCUGAGUUUGCUUACAUAGCUGUUGGCACAGACUCGGCUGACGAUGCCAACAUCAACACAAGAUCGCCAGCGAGCUCGGAUGACUCAACUUCUGCCGGCGCCGCAGGUCUUGGCAUACAACGGCCACAAACGUCGAGAUCGCGCACUACUAGUACGAGAGUUUCGAACGCGUGGAAACGAGCAAGUCCUACUGGCCUGCUGGAGGAGUAUAAACGUAAAAGCAACAUGAGUUCCUCGACUUCUCAGACUACACGGACCAGCAUCUUGAGUAGCAGGGCUGGUAAUGACCUGACAAUAGGUAGAAGGUCAUCUCGCCCCACUGUCAUUCAUAUUCCCAGCCAUACAGGCGAGAUGCGGCAGAUCAGUCGUCGGACAGACGAUUCCAGUACCUUGUUCGGUGGUGGGUCUCUUGUGAACUCGCCAAAGCAUUUUGGUCUACCAGUUAAUCUGUCGGUCAAAUUGUCCAUGGAGCCGCUCUUUGGACCCCCACGCUCUUUCCCGCUCGCCACAAAGGAUGACCGCGAUAGCGAUUCGUCGUGGAAAAGGAUUACACGAGACUCGCUGGGUAUUGAAUACAAGGACAUGAUAAGAUCUGGCCGCGACUCUUUGAAGUCAAUGAUCACAGCUCGAAAAUCAGCGAGUCCCAUCCUGACACAUUGUUCAGACAAGGAGAAUAAAAAUGCAUUGAACUGGAAUGAGGGAAGCUCCCAUAAUCUCAUGUUGCCCGAGCUCUGGCCCAAACCGCAAAACACAGGUAGCCAAAUUGGUCCUGUAACCUCUCGCGCAGCAACUCGGUUUCCCGUCAACGCUUCUCCACCGACACCAGUCACACCAGGCAAAAACCAAAGGAGGAACAAGCCAACCGAUAAACGCCAGUCCAGGGCUCUCAAUGGCCCACCCGAUAGGGACGGCACUGUGCCUUCCUUGAGCAUACCGCGAAGAGGAGAAACCUCGCAUGACGGGCGGUCGCGGACACGGGAGCAGCAGGCUCUGAACGACUUCAAGAACAAGAUGUCGAAGCCAGACCCAACGUGGGCGCACACAACUAAUAGACCAUUGCCAAAGAUACCAGUACAGAAUCCUGCGCGAGCCCCGUUAGCGGAUUUGCCAAAUAAGUCCAGCGGCAGUGCACCAGGGGGAAGUUGGAGUAAUGUGACACGGCAUAAAACUAACACAAGCGUCACGAGCAUCAGGGUCAACAAAAGUGAGUACGCUGAGAUGGAUGAUGGCUGGGAAGAUCUGAGACCGGAGAGUACGCCGGGAGCAGAGUUCUGUGGGAGCUCCUCGGGAAGCCUGCCAGCCUUUAUCUAG